This is a messenger RNA of Gallus gallus (chicken), 3692 nucleotides long. RefSeq names its product VRK serine/threonine kinase 1 (gene VRK1). The transcript is spliced from 14 exons. The record is from RefSeq and is a predicted model, not a curated record. Lineage: Eukaryota; Metazoa; Chordata; Aves; Galliformes; Phasianidae. Gene Ontology annotation, molecular function: ATP binding; protein serine/threonine kinase activity. Bases 260 to 1930 code for a protein of 556 amino acids. Gene Ontology annotation, biological process: peptidyl-serine phosphorylation; signal transduction. Gene Ontology annotation, cellular component: cytoplasm; nucleus.
CACCUGCAGGGAGAUCCCUGCGUGACCAACACACAAAAUACUGCCACGGCUGCAAAGCAUUCCCGAGCUUUGCUGUUCAAUAGGCAUGUGAGGGCCGCUCCGAAAGUAACGCCUCCUAUUUUAUUAUGUUGUCCUGUGACGUCAGAGGCAGAUGUUUGUGGCAUGGCAGUAGUGGUUGGGCCUUCCUGCCUAUGUACCAGUCUAUUCUGUUGCCGUGCGACUUAUGGCUGCAGGGGGCAGUCUGACAAAAUAACGUCUGAUGUGGAAGUGUGGAUGGGGCAAAGUGAAAAUGCCAUAUAUUAAGAAGACAGCUGGAAAAAAGGCCCCUGCAAAGAGGAAACUUGCUGAAGUGUUUGCUCUGGGGGAGGUUCUAACAGACACAUCAAGAAAAGAAUGGAAAUUAGGUGUUCCUAUAGGGCAAGGGGGCUUUGGACGCCUAUACCUUGCUGAUGUUAAUUCUUCAAAGUCGGUUGGCAGUGAUGCACCUUAUGUUGUGAAAGUGGAACCCAGCCAGAAUGGACCUCUUUUUACUGAGUUAAAGUUCUACAUGCGAGCUGCUAAGCCAGAUGAAAUUCAGAAGUGGACUAAGUCCCAUAAACUGAAAUAUUUAGGUGUACCAAGAUAUUGGGGUUCUGGCUUGCAUGAAAAAAGUGGAAACAGCUAUCGGUUUAUGAUAAUGGAUCGUUUUGGCAGAGAUCUUCAGAAGGUGUAUGAAGAGAAUGCAAAGCGAUUUGCUCAUAAAACUGUACUUCAAUUAGGCCUGAGAAUACUUGAUAUCCUGGAAUACAUCCAUGAGCAUGAAUAUGUGCAUGGAGACAUCAAGGCCUCAAACCUUCUUCAGAGUUACAAGAACCCUAAUCAGGUGUAUUUGGUGGAUUAUGGGCUUGCCUACCGAUACUGUCCUGAAGGAGUUCACAAAGCAUAUAAGGAAGAUCCUAAAAGGUGUCAUGAUGGAACUAUUGAAUAUACCAGUAUAGAUGCACACAAGGGUGUGGCAACUCUUACAGAUUUUUUUUCAUCUAUGUAUAUUUAUUUAGCACCAUCGAGACGUGGGGAUCUGGAGAUCUUAGGUUACUGUAUGGUUCAUUGGCUUAGUGGCCAUCUACCGUGGGAGGAUAAUUUGAAAGAUCCAAACUUUGUCAGGGACUCAAAAAUCAGAUGUAGAGAUAACAUUUCUGAGUUGAUGGAAAAAUGCUUUCCUGGGAAAAAUAAACCAGAUGAAAUAAGGAAAUAUAUGGAAAAGGUGAAGCAACUGAGCUAUGAAGAGAAACCUGUGUAUCCACAUUUCCGAGAAAUACUUCUGCAAGGUCUCAAGUCCAUUGGACAAAAAGAUGAUGGAGUACUUGACUUUGGCUUGUCAGAAAACGGAGACGUGCAAACGAACCCUGUACAAAAGAUGGCAGCAGAGGGGCAGUCUGACAUAAUGGCGUCUGACAUGGAAGCACGUAUGAAGCAACGGUGCAUAAUUGAAUUCCUCCAUGCGGAAAAAAUUGCACCUAUUGACAUUCAUCGACGUUUGCUGAACGUUUAUGGAGAUCAAACAGUGGAUGUGAGCACAGUGAGGCGGUGGGUGGUGCGUUUCAGCAGUGGCGACAAUGACCUGAAAGACAAGCCACGUUCCGGACGGCCAUGCACAGCUGUCACACCAAGAAAUGAAGAGCGUCUUAAUCAGCUCAUCCAGUCAAAUCUGGGGAUUACAACCAGGGAACUGUGUACAGAGCUGAAUAUUGGCUUCAAUGCAUUGGAAACGAUGAAAAAAAGAAAGGCAGCAGCUGCAGCCAAUGAGAGCAGUGAAGCAGAAAUGGAAGAUGCAGGAAGUCCAGAAAAAAAGAAGCCUGCUUCUUCCAAAGCGGUAGCUACCAGAACACGAAAAGUGACAUCACCAAAAACCAAGAAAAGCGCAGCAACCAGGAAGAGAGUUCAGAAGUAAAUAAUGAAUGGAGCAAAAACUUAAGUUGCUCUUCAGCUCAUCUCUGUUUUGUUUUUUUUUUUUUUCAGUUACUGUAGCACUGGAAUCUAUUUCAUUCCCUUUUUUACAUAAUAAUUCCUGUAAAAAAAACCAAAAAAACAACUUGGACUGCUGUUUGUACUGGUUCUUUGAAGAAUAAAUGUUUUAGUAAAAUAUUUGCAUAAGUUAUGUCUGCUGUAAUACUAAUGCAAAAUUUUGCCAACUUUGAAGUGAGGGUGCAUUUUUAUUUUUAAGGUGAAUUUGUGUAUAUAAAUGCAAACUAAAAGAGACUGAUUUUUUUUUCUGCUUUAUAAUGUAGUUUUGUUAUGGUUCUUUAAGGAGCAAUAGUGUGGCAUCUGAUUUCUUAUAAUUUUGAAUAAAUUUGAAAGAGUUCACUUAGAUGUACACUGAGAUGAUUUAAGUCAGGUGUCUGAAAUAAUAAAAGUUUUAAAUAUUUCUCAAGUAUUUUAACUGAGAUAACAAAAUAGUAAAAAGCACCUUUCUAUUCUAGUUUGUUAUAAAAUGCGUUUAAACAGUUCUUUUUAGGAUAGGUACUGAAUUUGAGUGUGACCUCCUCUUUUUUUUUUAAUAGUAUUUGUUUCUGUAUCAUUUUCUUAUAUUCAGAGUUCUUCUGGAGAAAAGAAACCAGAAUUUCAGGCAUAAGGCCCAGAGUUUUAAAUAAAAAAAAAAACAGAAAAGGGGGUGGAGGAAGGGAGGGAGGGGAAGAAGAACAAUAGCAAUCCUCAAUUCACUCCUCAGGGUUUUGUUUUAUAUCAGUGAAGAGCCUGGAGAAGUUAAUAAAUGUGAAUUAUAACUUUUUAAGGUAUCUAGUUCCAGUGAAAGCUUGACUCACGUGCACUUCUCAUAACAACAUAAUGGUUUUCCUUUUUUAAUAGUUAAGCUCCCAAAAUCUCCUUAUAAAAUCACUUCUUUGUUUGGCUUUGAGUCUUCUCUUUAGUGUUGUAAGUUUAAAAGAAAACAGCAGCAACAACAACAACAAAAAAAAAGGCGCUAUUUAAUUUCCGUGUAAAAUACCUCUACUUUUUGUUUACAUACCACAAAAACACAUAUAACUGGGGCAUGAACUUAAUUUCUAUUAGAGAGAGUGCGCUGUGAAGUUCGACAAACCAGAAGGAAUCCAUUUGAGCCAAUGGGUAGUGUUUCUGUGUGGAUGUCCAGUGUACUGCUUGCUUGAUAGUAUAAUGUUUGAGUAGCUACACACUGAAAAAAAAAAUGCUCUAGCAUAAAAUGCUGAAUGAAUGAUGAGGUAAUGUUUUGAAAGCAAGGGGAGAUUUGUUUUCAAAUAAAACUGGAAACUCACAUUUAAAAGGUCUAGUGCCUUGUUGUUUUUGUUUAGACUGCUAUAUGGGCUCAUUUUCUUAGGUAUUAUCGAAGUGUGGCUGAAGGCUCUUAUGUGUAGCAUUCUAUUUCAGAAACAAAAAUAGGAUUGCUGAACUCCCUCAUGUGAAUCUCCUCAAAUCAAGUUAUUAUUUUAAUGAACUCAUUUAAUAUUUUUUUUCAAGAAGCGUUAAGCUGUUUUGGAUAACUAUUGUCAAGAAAGCAUAUUUUAUUCUCUUGCAUACAUCAAUUUCUUUGUACUUCAGUUGUUUCAGAUUUUAUUAUUUUUUAGUGACUUAUUUACUGAUAAACUUGCUUUCUUUUCUUUCCAAGUUUUUAGGAGUGUGUUUUCUUUUGACAUUACCAAAACAAAUUGCAAUAAACAAAUUUCCUUUAUCUUUGAAAA